AUGAGUGCCAAAGUGGACAAAAAACACUGGUGGCAAUGGCGAUACGGCCGGAAGUACGAACUGCGCUCUGAGCAACGACGUAUCUUCGUCAACCUUCCGCUUCCGGAAGACAUGGUUGAUCCCGAUACUCAGCUUCCGAGGACAAAAUACCCUAGAAACAAGAUUCGGACCACCAAGUACACGCCGCUGUCGUUCCUUCCGAAGAACAUCUUUUUCCAGUUUACCAACAUCGCCAACUCCUACUUCCUGUUUAUUAUCAUUUUGGGAGCUUUCCAGAUAUUUGGAGUGCAAAAUCCCGGGAUGCAGGCUGUGCCGCUCAUUGUGAUUGUCGUUCUGACGGCCAUCAAGGACGCGUUUGAGGACUACAGAAGAGGUGCGUCCGACAUGGAGCUCAACAACUCGCGGAUCCAUUUGCUAAUGGGGAUGCACAACCCGAACGUUGCUGUGGACCAUGUUGGGCCUUGGCGACGGUUCAAAAAAGCGUGCACAAGAGCAACCAACUCCAUUUUUUACCUGAUAUCGGGCCAGUCCAAGAAGCGUGCACGGAUGAAUGCCCUCUUGACGAGCGAUCUAGAACGCGUGGUCACCGUCGGCUCGUCGGUGCCAAAUACCCCCAGACAGUCAAUAUCCACUUCCAGGUCGAGGCGGGCCAAACUAUCCCCGUUUCAUCCCAAUACCGUGUCGAACCCCAACAUCACUCCAACCAUGACGCACAGGUUCCAAAACAAUUUCUGGAAAAACAUCUCUGUCGGCGAUAUCAUUAGAGUGAGAAACAACGAAGAAGUGCCUGCGGACGGCAUUUUGCUAUCUACAAGUGAUGAGUUUGGAGAGUGCUACAUCGAAACAAAGAACUUGGACGGAGAAACCAACCUCAAGACUAAACACUCUCUGCUCUGCGGUGUCGGCCUAAAACACGCUGCCGAUUUCGAAAGAGUGCAGAUGGUGGUCGAAACAGAGCCUCCCAACACUAACUUGUACAAAUUCAGGGGAGUGGUCAAAUACACGGCGUACGAGUCGGAAACGGAUACCCAUGGACACCAGGCCCAGGAGCCAGUGACUUACGAUAACGUUCUUUUACGAGGAUCUACCCUGAGAAAUACAAAAUGGGCUCUGUGCUGCGUGGUUGCCACCGGAAAUGACACCAAAAUUAUGCUCAACUCGGGCAUCACGCCCACCAAGAAGUCCAAAAUGUCCAGCCAGUUGAACCUGUCUGUGAUCAUCAACUUCAUUGUGCUAUUUGUCCUGUGUUUUGUUUCUGGUUUGAUCAAUGGACUGUUUUACGACAAAAGAAAUACUUCGUUUGAUUAUUUUGAGUACAAGCCGAUGGCCGGCUGGAGCUCUGCAGCCAACGGCGUGGUCGCCUUUUUUGUCGCCAUCAUCUUAUACCAGACGCUGGUUCCUAUUUCCCUCUACAUUUCCAUCGAGAUCAUCAAGACCGUACAGGCUUACUUCAUCUACGCAGACGUCAGAAUGUACUAUCCGCGCCUGGACUUUCCCUGCACCCCGAAAUCGUGGAACAUAUCCGACGAUCUCGGCCAGAUAGAGUACAUUUUCAGUGACAAGACCGGUACUCUGACCCAGAACGUGAUGGAGUUCAAAAAAUGCACCAUCGGGGGCAAGUCGUACGGUCUGGCGUACACGGAAGCCCAGCAGGGGAUGGACAAGCGUGCGGGUGUGAAUGUAGUGGAGGAAAUUGAGAAGAUGCGCAAGAUUAUCACCCAGGAUCGAAAAGACAUGAUUACGCAGCUGGAAAAAAUUGGUAACGACCAGUUCGACGCCGAAAGACUCACUUUCGUCUCUAGCGAGUUUCUCAAGGACGUCGGUCCGUUUGCCGACAAGUCGCGCAAGAGAGCAAACGAGAAUUUCAUGCUUGUUCUCGCGUUGUGUCAUACGGUGAUCACCGAAAAGGGUGAGGACGGGUACCUGGAGUUCAAGGCUGAGUCUCCUGACGAGGCUGCGUUGGUGGCUGUUGCCAGAGACUUGGGCAUUGUUUUCCGGGACCGUACCAGGAAGGGUCCUAUUGUGACGAUGUACAAUUCGAACCAGCCGUUGGAAUACGAGCUUUUAGAGGUCAUUCCGUUCAAUUCCACCAGAAAAAGAAUGUCGGUGGUUUUGCGCACUCCAGAAGGCCGUAUCAUGCUUUAUUCCAAGGGUGCUGAUAACGUCAUCUAUGAGAGACUGGAUCCAAAGGCCGAUCAGGAAAUGCUCAGCAAAACAGCCAUACAUUUGAGCGAGUAUGCACAAGAAGGUCUAAGAACGCUGUGUAUUGCGGAAAAAGAGAUCAGCGAAAAGGACUUCAACGAAUGGCAUUCAAAAUACAAAGAGGCCAGUGUGUCGAUCGAAGCUGAUAGAGAAGAGCGGAUGGAGGCCCUUGCGGACGAGCUCGAGAAGGGGCUCACUCUGCUGGGAGGAACGGCCAUCGAAGACCGUUUGCAAGACGGUGUGCCGGACUCGAUCUCGACACUCUCGAAGGCAGGAAUCAAGCUGUGGGUGCUCACUGGUGACAAGGUGGAGACGGCAAUUAAUAUCGGAUUCUCGUGCAACUUGCUGGACAACGACAUGGAGCUGCUGGUCAUCAAGGCCAGCGAGGGAGGAUCCGAGAAGGAAGGAGCAUCGGCGUUGGUGCCACGUUAUUUGUCGGAGAAAUUUGGCAUGGAGGGCACGAAGAAAGAUCUUGCGCUUGCCAGAAAAGACCAUUCUCCUCCUAGUGGCGACUACGCGAUCAUAGUUGACGGUGCCUCGUUGGAGGAAAUUCUGGAAGAUCCCGAUUUAAAGCUAAAGUUUCUUCUUCUCUGCAAACAAUGCCGUUCUGUUCUCUGUUGCAGAGUGUCUCCUGCUCAGAAAGCGCAGGUUGUCCUGAUGGUCAAGAAUACGCUGAAAGUGAUGGCUCUGGCGAUUGGUGACGGGGCCAACGACGUGGCCAUGAUCCAGGCCGCGAACGUUGGAGUCGGCAUCGCCGGAGAGGAGGGUCGUCAGGCCGUCAUGUCCAGCGACUACGCCAUUGGCCAGUUCCGGUUCCUCGUCAGACUACUGAUUGUGCACGGACGCUGGUCUUACAAGAGACUCGGAGAAAUGAUCACAUGCUUUUUCUAUAAGAACGUCAACUUCGUGAUGGCUCUCUUCUGGUACGGCAUCUUCAACAACUUCGAUGGCUCGUACCUGUACGAGUACACGUAUCUGAUGUUUUUCAACCUGGCAUUCACGUCUCUUCCCGUCAUUUUCCUGGGAAUUUUGGACCAGGACGUUCCUGCGCAUGUGUCGCUGCUGAAUCCGGAAUUGUAUCGUACGGGGAUCCUUGGAACAGAGUGGUCGCCGUUCCGGUUCCUGUAUUACAUGGCGGACGGUCUUUUCCAGUCGUUUAUCGCCUUCUUCUUCCCUUGGUUUCUGUUCCGCUCCGCCGCUUUCGUCAACCAGGAAGGACUGAACGUUGACCAUCGAUUCUGGGUGGGUGUUUUCUGCGCGCACAUUUCUGUGGCCGCGUGCGACCUGUACGUGCUGCUUAUGCAAAAACGAUGGGAUUGGCUGUCUGUGCUGAUCGUGGGCCUUUCGAUUCUGUUCAUCUUUUUCUGGACAGGAAUCUGGACCUCGUCGCUUGCCUCGCAGGAGUUCUACAAAGCUGCCUCCAAUUGCUAUGGCACGGUGGCCUUCUGGUGCACGUUCUUUGUCGGCGUCCUGUUGUCAGUGCUGCCGCGUCUCACCUACGAGAUAUUCAAUAGACUCUACAGACCAAAGGACAUAGACAUCAUCAGAGAACGCGUGGCCAUGGGCGCCUACAAAAGCUACUCGGAAGACUACGACCCAACAGACGUCACGACGAACAAGCCGUCGUCGGAAUCGGCCUCUGGCACGUCUCAGUCCGACGACAUACUCACCGACGAAAAGAAGGAGAUCGAGGCAGACGAGUCGUUGGCCACGCGGCCAAGAAGAAACACGAUCAAAAAGAUGAUCGGUAAGCUCACGCCGGGCUACAAGUCGCCGCUCGAAACUCUUAGACAGAGCAUGGUCGUGUCGGGCCAGGCGUCGCACAGAUCGUCGUCACAGAUGAUCCGCACCAGCCACGAGCUUGCGGGUAUCACGUCCCCAGAGACUCUCAUGAGACUGCACACGAGAAACAGUCAGCUCUCCAGAUAA
This is a messenger RNA of Ogataea parapolymorpha DL-1, 4131 nucleotides long. Its product is annotated as Phospholipid-transporting ATPase DNF1. The coding region runs from base 1 to 4131 and encodes 1376 amino acids. The transcript has a single exon. NCBI's taxonomy places the organism in Eukaryota, Fungi, Ascomycota, Pichiomycetes, Pichiales, Pichiaceae. Gene Ontology annotation, cellular component: plasma membrane. Gene Ontology annotation, biological process: phospholipid translocation. The record is from RefSeq and is a predicted model, not a curated record. Gene Ontology annotation, molecular function: ATP binding; magnesium ion binding; ATPase-coupled intramembrane lipid carrier activity.